This is a messenger RNA of Cylindrotheca closterium, 324 nucleotides long. NCBI's taxonomy places the organism in Eukaryota, Bacillariophyta, Bacillariophyceae, Bacillariales, Bacillariaceae. The record is from the annotation of a GenBank genome assembly.
AUGAGCGAGGCUGAUAGCAACGAAGAAAAGGAGGAAAAGCCAGUUCCCAAGGGUUACAAACGCAAAAAGACAGUCCCUCCUGUCAGUUUUCUCCUGAAGCAUGGAGAUCCCGAGACGGCCGACAAGAAAAUGAGCUGGAGGGAAUUGUAUGGACCACCAGUUAUGAUCAUGAUCACCUUUGUAUUGAGCUUCUUUGUAUUCUACUACUUUAUUGAGAAUCAUACGACCCACCGACCCAUCACGUUGCCUCGCAUGCCACGACAAGCUGCCAAGGUGACACGAAAACACACUGAGGGGCUUCCAAAGCGAGACUCGGAACUAUAG